CGAAUGAGCAGGAUACAAGAAUGGCGAGCUCUCAUAUUUGUUCUUGUGUUGGUAAUUUACGACCACGGUAUAAGCGAUUAGUCGAUAAUAUAUAUCCAGCUGACCCGCGUCAAGGCUUAGUUAAAGCAAACAUGGACAAGCUAAUAUUCUACGCUCUUUCUUCACCUGAAAAAUUGGAUAGAAUUGGUUCCUAUUUGGCCAAGAAAUUAAACAAUGACGUGGAACGUAGAAGGUUGGGGUUCGUUUUUAUUACCGUGGAAGCCCUUGAUCAGCUUUUGUUGGCUUGCCAUGCCCCUAAUUUAAACUUGUUCGUAGAAAGUUUUCUGAAAAUGGUGCAAAAACUUCUGGAAAGCCCCGAAGCCGAACUACAAGUUCUCGGCAGCACCUCCUUCGUAAAGUUUGCAAAUAUUGAGGAAGACACCCCAUCCUAUCAUCGACGCUAUGAUUUUUUCGUCUCUAAAUUUAGUUCAAUGUGCUGGUUUAGCUCUGGAAGUGAACGAGAUUGCUUCAGGAUUCGCUUAGCUGGGUUAAAGGGAUUACAAGGCGUUGUACGGAAAACUGUGUCUGAUGACCUCCAAGCCAACAUCAUGGAUGAAACUCAUAUGACUAAGAUUAUUCCGUCUUUGUUAUUCGUGAUGGAAGAGAGCAGUAAGGGCAAAAGUUCAAGUGAUCAACAGUUUCAAGUCUCCACCACUGAAGAGGAUCCAGCUUCUUUAGCAGAAUCAUGCCUCAGAGAAUUGAUAAACCGAGCAAGCUAUGGAAAUAUUAAAUCAAUUGUUAAUCCAGUGUUAACUCACUUUGACAAGAGCGAACUUUGGGUACCCAAUGACUUUGCACUCAAAGUUUUCAAGAUCAUUUUGUACUCAGUACAAAAUCAGUUUAACUACAUUGUCAUCGAGAACCUUCUGUCUCAUUUAGAUAAUCACAUUAGAGACAAGGCAAAAGUGAAAGCCAGUAUUGUGCAAGUCUUAGCAGCUUGUGUUAAAAUUGCGAGUAACAGUUCCAUAGGUCCAGCAGUGUUGGAGGUUUUCAACACCCUUCUUCGUCACCUUCGGUCUUCUGUCGACUCUCACACUGAUGACAAUGAUGAUGAGAGAGAAUUUGAAGAGUCUUUGGUCAGUACUGUUGGUGCCUUUGCUGCAGUCCUGCCUGACUUUCAGAAAACUGACAUAAUGAUGUUUAUAAUGGGUAAAUUUCCCUUGCCAGAUAGAAGACGUGAAAGUAAGCAGUAUGCCAAAAGAGAAAAUCAUGCCAACAUGGUGGGGGGCAAUAGUGCUCUACAGAAAAUGCUUCUCCAAUGUCUUCUUAGUGUUGCACAGAGCUUCAACUCCAUCUCCCUGACAACCACUUUUUCUCCAACAUUUCUUGAAUCUCUACUUCAAGCAACCAUUGUUGAAGACCCAACUGUGAGAAGACUUGCUCAUGAGAUUCUUUACACACUGAUUGAUCGUCAUGAAAACAUUCACAAGCUUGGUGUAAACGGAAUCUUAAAAAGAAGCAAGAAAAUUGACUUAACCACUGAACAGUGCUCAAAACAGGACCUCCUUUUCUUCAGAAAGAACAAGGAUGAAAUACUAUGGUAUUUGUUUGAAAGUGCUUGCAUGCUUUCAAAUUCAGUGGAAAAUCUUCUAGCUAUCUACCUAACCAUGGCCGUUAUAACUAUAGAGGUUGGAAGUGACCUUGAACUUAUUUCCAGUGUGGUACAGAUGACAUUUGGAUUACAGAAAGUUGCAUUGGAUGAUGAUUUGGUGUUACCAAGUAUGGUUCGUUGUGCACUUCAUGCACUUGUAGCAGGGUAUCUCUGUGUGGUUGCUCAGUUGACUGGAAAUCAGGUCCUUAAAGACUAUGUUUCUCUUAUCACCCAUCUGAGAGAAAAGGAAGCUGAUUUUCUGACCCCAGAAAGAGCUUUGAAACCUGCUGCCAAUUCUCUUAUGAUUUCAGCCAACAGCUUUCCUAAACAUCUCCUAUUUGAUAUUUCAAACAUCACUGAGGCUUUCCCUUUGAUGGCAGAUGAUGGUAGAUUACUGAAGACACCAUACAAACACCAACCCCUAAAAGGGGUUUUGAAUGAUCAUUUUGAGAGUGAAUCAGAGGUGUCCAAUAUCAACAGUGAACUUGACUCAAACCUUCCCGGAGUUCAACCUUUAACACCAAAGGAAAGGAUAACAUUUCAAAUGCUAAAAGAUGUUGUGUCAGAAAAAUCAUCACGAGCUCUAAAGGAGAGAGGUAAAGAUGCCAAUUAUUUAGCUUCAAGUUUUAACAAAAUUGCAGAUGAUGCAAGUGCCAGAACACUAGAAUUUAAUUCUAAAGUACUAACUGUGCUGGAUUCACUUAGCACCCCUCUUCAAAGUAGGGCUCUUAGUAUAUCAACACAAAGCCUGUCUUCAAAUCCUGUAGAAGAAAGCUAUAUUAUGAAGUUUUCUGGACAGUAUGUUUAUUAAUGAAAUACUAUGAUAUCAAAAAAAUUAUUAACUUUUUUGUUUAAUUAAAAGAUCCAUACAGUAAUCUCUGACUAGCGUCUAUGACUAAAAUGAUUUUUCAUAACCAGUGAAUUCCCAAAUAAGAUAAAAAUUGGAAUUGAAAGUGAUUUGAACUUUAUGAGUAUUUAAUGAAGGAAUCUGUAUUAAGGUUUUCCUUUUUUGUAAAGGAUUUAUUAGGAUGACUAAAUUUACAGGGUUAUCUUG
Messenger RNA from Stylophora pistillata, 2684 nucleotides. Its product is annotated as protein EFR3 homolog B. NCBI's taxonomy places the organism in Eukaryota, Metazoa, Cnidaria, Anthozoa, Scleractinia, Pocilloporidae. Gene Ontology annotation, biological process: protein localization to plasma membrane. Gene Ontology annotation, cellular component: plasma membrane. The record is from RefSeq and is a predicted model, not a curated record.